Messenger RNA from Amphibalanus amphitrite, 2779 nucleotides. RefSeq lists its product as uncharacterized. The record is from RefSeq and is a predicted model, not a curated record. NCBI's taxonomy places the organism in Eukaryota, Metazoa, Arthropoda, Thecostraca, Balanomorpha, Balanidae. Bases 180 to 2600 code for a protein of 806 amino acids. Gene Ontology annotation, molecular function: serine-type endopeptidase activity. The transcript has 4 exons. Gene Ontology annotation, biological process: proteolysis.
AGUUUACAUUGGAAAACACGGUUUGCGUGUACCGCUCGCCGGAAUCGGUCGUCUGUCGAGUGUAGCUGUAUAAAUAGGAGCCGCCAUCGGCCGCGUCGAGAGACGGUCCGACGGGGCCGGACCGGGUCACUCAGCCAUCCCAGGGACCACGACAGGGAUAGCAGACAGGGAAAGCAGCGAUGCGUUCCUUCAUCAUCCUGCUCUGCCUGGGGCUGGCAGCAGCUCAUCCCCAGCCGUACGAGGGAUCUUCCAACCCAGAAAAUCCCGACGUCGACCACAUGAUCGCCCUGCUCGGCGAAGGAGCCCUCCUGGAGGAAUCGACGGGCUCAUCUAGCACCCACUCCGAGCAGGCCUCGGUUUCUGAGGAGUCUUACUUCGUCAGCACUGGAGGAGACACCAUCAAGGAAAUCACUGUGGCAGAGGCAGCGGACUACGGACUGACUUGCAUGCCCGCAGGAGCGCUCACUCAGUCGGCUGACAUCAUCGUCCAGGAGAGUGAGGACGCUGCAGCGGCAUCGAGUGCCUCCGGAGGUGCCGCUGCUUCUUCGGCGGCGGGAAGCGCUGCGGCAUCAGCUGCCGCCAGCUCUGCUGGUGCUGCUUCCUCUGCCGCCGCGGGCGAGUCUGCUUCCUCAGCCGCUGCGGGCGAGUCUGCUUCCUCGGCUGCUGCAGCCAGCGACUCCGCCUCUUCCGCUGCUGCUGCGGGCGAGUCUGCUUCCUCGGCUGCUGCUGCGGGCGAGUCUGCUUCCUCGGCUGCUGCUGCCGGCGACUCCGCCUCUUCCGCUGCGGCUGCUGGUGAUUCCGCCUCCUCAGCUGCUGCAGCCGGCGACUCUGCGUCGUCCGCUGCUGCUGCUGGGGAUUCCGCCUCUUCGGCUGCUGCUGCCGGCGACUCCGCUUCUUCCGCUGCGGCUGCUGGCGAUUCCGCGUCUUCCGCUGCUGCUGCGGGCGACUCCGCAUCUUCCGCUGCUGCUGCCGGUGACUCGGCAUCUUCCGCUGCUGCUGCCGGCGAUUCUGCUUCUUCGGCUGCUGCUGCGGGCGAUUCUGCUUCUUCGGCUGCUGCUGCGGGCGAGUCAGCUUCUUCGGCUGCUGCUGCCGGCGACUCGGCAUCUUCCGCUGCUGCUGCCGGCGACUCCGCCUCCUCGGCUGCUGCAGCCGGCGACUCUGCGUCUUCCGCUGCUGCUGCUGGGGAUUCCGCCUCUUCGGCUGCUGCUGCUGGCGAAUCCGCAUCUUCCGCUGCUGCUGCCGGUGACUCCGCAUCUUCCGCUGCCGCUGCGGGCGACUCUGCCUCUUCCGCUGCUGCUGCUGGCGAUUCCGCCUCUUCCGCUGCUGCUGCUGGCGAUUCUGCCUCUUCGGCUGCGGCUGCGGGCGACUCCGCCUCUUCCGCUGCUGCUGCUGGCGAAUCAGCUUCUUCGGCUGCCGCUGCUGGCGAAUCAGCCUCUUCAGCUUCACAGCUUGGCUACGAAUCUGAAGAAAGCGAGGAAGAUCAAUAUUCCGAGGAAGUCGAAGAGAUCUCUGGAGGGGCCUGCGUUCCUUACUACUUGUGUAAGGAUGGCGAUAUCGUUACCGACGGGGCCGGGCUUAUCGACAUGCGAUUCGGAGGUGAUGACGAAGACUCCAAGUCGAACUCGCAGUGCCCCAACUUCUUGGACGUCUUCUGCAGGGUCCCGCUCACCGAACCGGACCCAGAUAUCCUGGGAGAGCUGACGGAGUACGAGUACCAGCCUUCCUGCGGUCACAGAAACCCGGAGGGAGUCAGCAUCAUUCUGGAUGGAUUCAAGGAGGGUGAAUCUCAGUUUGGCGAAUUCCCCUGGAUGGGUAUCCUACUAGAGGACGAACUCCUCGACUACGACCAGGUCAUCCAGCGAUACGUAUGCGGCUGCUCUCUGAUCCACCCGCAGGUCAUCAUGACGGGAGCACACUGCAUCAACGGGAAAGACCCUGCCAAGCUAACAGUCCGUCUCGGAGACUGGGACACGCAAAACGACAAGGAGAUCUUCCCGCAUGAGCAUCACCGCGUGGUGGACAUGGAGAUCCACGAACGCUUCAACAGCGCCAACCUGCGCUACGACGUCGGCCUCCUCUUCCUGGAGAAGCCGGUCGUUCUUCAGCAGCACAUCGACACCAUCUGCCUGCCCGCCGCAAACGAGAACUUUGACUUGGCCUCCUGCGUGGCUACCGGCUUCGGCAAGGACCAGUUCCACGGCGGAAGGUUCCAGAACAUCAUGAAGCAGGUUGACCUACCGAUUGUGCCCCACAGAACGUGCCAGAAUCGGCUGCGGGAGACGCGUCUGGGUCGCUGGUUCCGUCUUCACCGCACGUUCACCUGUGCUGGAGGAGAAGCAGGCGUGGACACCUGUAGAGGAGACGGCGGAUCCCCUCUGGCCUGUCCCAGCAAAGAGGAUCCCAGUAAGUACGUCCAGGUCGGCAUCGUGGCCUGGGGCAUCGGCUGCGGAGAAGAUGGAGUCCCGGGAGUGUACGCCAGCGUGCCAAAGCUGGUCGGAUGGGUGAACGAGAAGAUGGCUGAGCAUGGAAUUUAUACUGACCUGCAGGUACCACCGUCACCACCGCCGCAGCACGCUUAUGGAGCACUUCCUCCUGUUUAAGGAGCAGCGACAGUGACAUUGUCUGAUGGGGAUACGUGCUGACAAUGGUCGGAUGUAUUUUUGCAGUCGAUCUCGAAAUUCGACCGACUGACUGCAUGUACUACAAAGCUGCAUUCCGAAUGCAGAAGUGGAUGUAUUUUUGUGCUUAAAUUACAAAAUACAUUACUUCUAUAAGGCAA